Entrophospora candida is the source of this 1089-nucleotide messenger RNA. The record is from the annotation of a GenBank genome assembly. Lineage: Eukaryota; Fungi; Glomeromycota; Glomeromycetes; Entrophosporales; Entrophosporaceae.
AUGUUGAAAUGUGUACUAUGGCAUCAAAUAAGGACUUCUUCAAAACAAAUACAAAUAAUUAAUAUUGAUGAUGAUGACAAUGAUGAUGAAUUCCCUGAGCUACCAAGUGUAGAGGAAUUGUUAAAUAAAGCCACUACACAAAAAAAUGAAAACGAAAAAAAUGAUGAAUCAUUGGACUAUGAUGCUUUAAAAGAUGAAACAUUAGAUAUUCCAGGUGAAUUGGUAUUGGCUUAUCCAUUAAAGAAAUACUAUCCAGCAAAAGUUAACAAUUAUGAGAAGCCUGGAAAGUAUCAUGUUAUCUUUUGGGAUGAAUCAAAAGCAAUCCUUAGUAGAAAUCAAUUUUAUACAAUUUGGGAAAAAGGAUUUGUGACUUGCAAAUUAGGUGAAAUUGUAAUGGAUAAAGAAGAUCCAGAUUAUGAGGAUGCAGAAUUAACUACUGCAAUUCUAGAUCUUGAACCAGCAUUGUCUAAAGUCCUAUUAGGUGAUGAUAAAUUGGCAUGGAGAUAUGAUCAUUUUGUUGAGGGCAAGAAAAAGCGUCAGCUAUUAGCUUCUCAUGUUUCAGAAGGUCCAUUUAACCAAAGUGAAUUUGGUUUGAUAGCAAAAGUUUUAAGACAUUUGUAUGUGCCUGAUGUUGCAAAUGCUAUUGAUAAGAAAGAUAAUAUUGUCAAGCCUUCGGAAUUGAUCAAGUCUAUUAUGAAAUUAAAAAAUAAACAACAUCAGGAAGAGGAAGAACAAGACAAUCAACAAGAAAUAUCACUAUUAUCAUCAUCACAACAAUUUUCAAAUUCCAUCUCAACUCCACAUAAGCAUAACAACUUAACCAAUGCUGCUUCACACAAAAAUUUAUAUCCACAAUCAGAAUCACCAUUAUCCCAACAAUUCACAAUUCCUGUUUCCACUUCAUGUAAACGCAAACUUGAUGCUACUCCACCCAAACAUUCACACAAACAAUCAUCGCAAUCACCAGCACAAAAAAUUAGUACUGCUGCUGUUGCUACUUCUCCUUCUUUACCAUCAUUAUCCUCUUCAUCAUUAAAUUAUAAAUUGAAACUCCCAUUUUUUAACUAUUCAUCCGAUUUACAACUUUGA